UAUAUCGAGUAGAGUACGAGUACGUAGCAGCUCUCUCUGCGCUACGCGUUCUCCUUUUCCAUUCCCUCUUCUUUCCCUCUCCGCGGUCUCUCUCUCUCUCUCUCUCUGUGCCCCCUUCACAUCGGAGUUGAGCUGCUGUGCUGAGAUCAAUGUAGUCGCAGCUCUGUUCAGCCCAUCCCGAUUCAUUCACUUCCUCCCGCCCUCCGGGGAAGAUACAGCUACUCAUCGGUUUUCCACUUUCGGCCGGCGAGAUAAGAAGAGAUCGAACGAAGACGCUAGGCCGGAGCAUCAUCAUCAUCAAAAACCAUGUGGGUGGAAAUCCUGUGUGGCCUUGUCAUCUAUCGGCUGUUUCGGCGCUUCUUCUUCCGUGACGACGACAUCAUGGACGUCGAGACCUCCGAUUCCAAUGCUCUGUUCGCCGUUGCCUCUAGACUUGAAAAGCUUCACGGCGGGAAGGCUUAUGUGGGUCUCCGUAUUCCAGACCCUGAUACAGGUUCCAGGCAGAACAUCGACUUGGUCCUCGUGACCAGUAGGGAGGCUGUGGUGAUCUCGGUGAAGAACUUGUCAGGAUUUGUGUCGGUUGAUGCAGAUGGCAGCUGGUCUUGUUUCAGUGAUCGUAAGCACAAAUCACAAAACCUGCCUAAUCCUAUAGUGGAGACUAGAAGGGAGGCUUCAGUUCUCGAAGCAUACCUUGAGCAAAGAGGGAUUGCUCUUCCUGAGGGAUACUUCUCUUGCAAAGUUAUACUACCUAAUCCAAAAUUCUGUGCCAUUGGUUCAAAUCAAUUUCCUUCCGAGGUCAUUACUUAUGAACAAUGGGCUCAUUUGAAGCCGGAAGCGAAGAAUGUGCUCUCAGAUUGGUUCAAGGGUACCUUUCGGGGUGGAAAGAAAGAUAUACAAGAAUCCAUACAUCAGCAACUUAAUUUUGUUUUGAGCACUGCGCCAAUGUGGGAUAGAUUGGAGCUUAAAGGAAAUAAAUAUGUUCUGGGAGAAUUUAUGGAAUUUAAAGGGAAGCAAGAGGAUAUCCAGGCUUUGAGGAAUGUGAGAAGAUCAAAAGUUGGUCGUUUAGUUAUUCAGAAGACAAGCAUGUUUGGACUUGCCCCAUCAAAUCUCCAGGUUUUGUACACUCAUCGUGAUUAUCGAUCGGAAGGGGUGUCAGCUUCAGAGUGGGUGGAGGUGACCGUUAGAUCAAGUACGGAGAUUCUCUUUCAGCCGCAGAACUCCAGCAAAGUCCGUAAAUUCAAGCUAUCUUCCCUUGUCUCAAUGUCACUUAGUGCAUAGAGAUCUCUCAUCUUGAAUUCAGGCUAUAUAUAGAAAGUAGCGUCUCUGUGUUGUAAUGCAUUGUUAAUAAUGGCCAUGAAGUGUGUAGGUUGUAUGGAGUGAGGAACUCAAUUAAGUAAUGACAGUAAGGAGUCAGCCAGCUGAACUCAAUGUGUAACCACCUAAAACUGAAAAGGGUGCAAUGCUAUUCAGAUAACAAUCUCAGUGGAUGUCUUAUCACAGGAAUCUUAUUAAUUUAA
This is a messenger RNA of Punica granatum (pomegranate), 1517 nucleotides long. The record is from RefSeq and is a predicted model, not a curated record. Lineage: Eukaryota; Viridiplantae; Streptophyta; Magnoliopsida; Myrtales; Lythraceae.